AUGGGCUGGGCUCGAUGGAUCAAAACAAUUCUUGCUGGUGGCUCAGUGGUCGGACUGGGUGUCAGUUGCUUUAUAUUCACCACACCAACCGAUGAAGAAUUAAUUGCUAAACUCUCGCCAGAACUACGUCAACAAUAUUACGAUGAGCGAGAACGGCGCCGCAUGGUGAGUCAGUGGGCCGUGGGUGAGGCACGCAAAACUGCAGCAAGUAGUAAUCCUAUCUGGAUGACUGGUGAAAUUCCCAGUGGACUUGUUCGUGGUGAAGAUGGUCAAGGUCGUCGUGUAAGUCCUGCCGAAGCAGAAGCAGUCCAACGUGAACUGGCCCAAGACCCAGAUGCUGCAAGAGCUUACGCAGAAGGCUUACAAUACGCACCACCUAGUCUGAUUAAACAAAAGGAUUCUUGGGCUGCUAAACAACACAUGGAAAAACAGCGUGCGAUAGAAGAAGAAAAACAAAGACUGAGGGUACUUGCAGAGAAGGAAAGCAAGGCGUAG
This is a messenger RNA of Magnusiomyces paraingens, 495 nucleotides long. RefSeq lists its product as uncharacterized. Gene Ontology annotation, biological process: mitochondrial respiratory chain complex III assembly. The record is from RefSeq and is a predicted model, not a curated record. The transcript is spliced from 2 exons. The coding region runs from base 1 to 495 and encodes 164 amino acids. Gene Ontology annotation, cellular component: mitochondrial membrane. NCBI's taxonomy places the organism in Eukaryota, Fungi, Ascomycota, Dipodascomycetes, Dipodascales, Dipodascaceae.